CCUUACUUAUUUAGAUCUGUACUUCCCAGUCCUAAAAAACUACUGCUUCCAUUCAAGCUUACCUUUACCAUUGUUUUAAUCUUUUUCUUCCUAACGUCCGUAAUUAGUUUCUCUUUAAUCUAAGAGUGAGAGUUUAUUUUGCUACAUUUAAUGAAUCAACAACCAAAACAAGAUAAUCAUUGUACGGAUAUAUUCAUCUUCGAUUUCAUCCAGUUUUGUUUCGUUUUGUCUUCCAAAUGAAGAUUCGAUCUUUGGAGUUCUGCUGUUCUUACUCUCUCUAAAGCCCCGCCCCCCCUUCUUUCUUCUCUUAUACUUUUUAAAACUCUUUCCUCUAUGGCCAAUGGAGGCGUCGAUUUCAAGUGGUAUGAUGGGUUCUUUUUGUCUAUGAUAGCUACAAGCGUAAUCAUUGUCGCAAUCAAUUGGAAGCGUUAUCAUCUUUGUACGUACCCGUUGCAUAUAUGGAUCGUGGUUGAUUACACUACGGUGUUCCUUUUUCGUCUUUUGAUGUUUGUAGAUAAUGGACUUGCCGCUGGAAUGGGUUUGGAUUUUGGAUGGCAGCAAAGGUAUGCUCGUUUUUGUGGAAGAAUAGUGGUUCUUUCAAUUCUAUCUCUGCUACUUUAUCCAUUUCUUUGGGCCUGGACUAUAAUAGGCACUUUAUGGUUCACCAGCGCAAGGAACUGUUUGCCUGAAGAAGGUCAGAAAUAUGGUUUCCUGAUUUGGCUGCUUUUCAGUUACUGUGCACUGCUCUGCAUUGCUUGUAUGUCUAUGGGAAAGUGGAUGACACGGAGACAAGCACACUUAUUACGUGCUCAGCAGGGAAUUCCUAUUUCAGAAUAUGGGGUUUUGGUGGACAUGAUUCGAGUACCAGAUUGGGCAUUUGAAGCUGCAGGUCAAGAGAUGAGAAGCAUGGGCCAAGAUACAGCAUCAUACCAUCCUGGACUUUAUUUGACUCCAGCUCAGAGAGAAGCAGUGGAGGCACUCAUUCAAGAACUUCCAAAAUUCAGGUUGAAGGCUGUUCCAACUGAUUGCAGUGAAUGUCCGAUCUGCUUGGAAGAGUUCCAUAUAGGGAACGAGGUUCGUGGCUUGCCUUGUGCACACAAUUUUCAUGUAGGGUGCAUUGACGAGUGGCUUAGACUGAAUGUGAAAUGUCCUCGUUGCCGAUGUUCUGUGUUCCCAAAUCUUGACCUCAGUGCCUUAUCCAAUCUCCGAAGUGCUGACACUGAGCGAUCAUCUGCCAGUGUAGUAACAACAACCCAAUAUGUGAGAACUCAGCCUCUUAGCCAGAGCUAUUUAUUGAGAUUUCAAGGUCUGCUCCGCCCAGUCCGAACAGGCAAUGCUGGGGCACCUAUUGAUGCAGAUGUUGCUUUAGAAACUGCUGAGAAUGGAGGCUUGAAUGUGGCACCUCACGAUUCUACAGGCACCGAAACUGUACCAGGACAUGGGCUUGGUGGUCUCUCCAUUCCACCACAACACUGAACUUUUUCUUGAAUUUUUGCUGACCAUUUUUGCUACAUUUUUCUAACCUCUAGCUGAAAGAGGCUCUAGAUGAUGAUGUUAGUCCAUGGCCAUUGCUAAACACUUGCACUUGUUGCUCACUGUUAAAAAAAGUUUACAAGUUGACCUACCAUUGUGUCAAGUUCUCUUGAUGCAAAGAGUUGUUAAUUAUGAUCACAUUUGAACCAUAUGUGUUCCAUGUUCUUGGUAAUGUAACGAGCUAUGUUCUCAAGUUACAUGUAGGUAGUGUUUGGUAUAGGGUGAUCACUCUAAAAAUCAUGAUGAUUUGCACAUAGUAAUUAGCUCAAUAUGUUUAGUAAGCAUUUGGUGAUUCUAUGUGACAGUGAACUUGGAUCAUUGAGAGUGAUCAAAUUAUUGCUUUAGAGGGUGAUUUAAUUCUCAUAUAAAAUGAUGAGAAAUUUUUAUCAUCAAAAUGAAGUGAUAUA
Molecule: messenger RNA, 1940 nt
Organism: Durio zibethinus
Lineage: Eukaryota; Viridiplantae; Streptophyta; Magnoliopsida; Malvales; Malvaceae
Product: E3 ubiquitin-protein ligase SIS3-like
Biological process (GO): sugar mediated signaling pathway
Molecular function (GO): ubiquitin-protein transferase activity
Source: RefSeq, a predicted model, not a curated record